This is a messenger RNA of Paralichthys olivaceus (Japanese flounder), 1601 nucleotides long. RefSeq names its product deoxyhypusine synthase-like. NCBI's taxonomy places the organism in Eukaryota, Metazoa, Chordata, Actinopteri, Pleuronectiformes, Paralichthyidae. Gene Ontology annotation, molecular function: deoxyhypusine synthase activity. Gene Ontology annotation, cellular component: cytoplasm. Gene Ontology annotation, biological process: peptidyl-hypusine biosynthetic process. The record is from RefSeq and is a predicted model, not a curated record.
ACUACAGCAUAUGAUGGGUGCGGCUCAGGGGCAAUACCUGGGCCAUUCUCGGAAACAUGCCUGCACGCAACUCCACCCUCCUGGUUCCGUAAAGGGUAUAAAACUGCGACCUGAUUCCAUUUCUGGUGAGAGUUGCAUGGACUGAAUGACAUCCGGAGGACAAGCCAACAAGAGAUCUUCUGUCUGCAAACUACAUAGACAAUAUGGCCUGUAACCGCAAAAUACCUAACUACAUCUACAGAGAGACUCUCACCCUACCAGACACACCAAAGGUCCAGGGCUAUGAUUUCAACCAGGGAGUGGACCACCACGCACUGCUACAGUCCUUCCUCAGCACAGGCUUCCAAGCCACUAAUCUGGGCCUGGCUAUCCUGCAGAUAAACAACAUGAUCAAGAAGCGGCAGCAGCCGGUGAAGGCAGUGAAUGGAAGUGUUGAGGAGGAUCCAUCGACCUGCCCGUGCCCCUUGAGCUGCACCAUCUUCCUCAGUUACACUUCAAACCUCAUCAGCAGUGGAGUCAGGGAGAGUAUCCGCUAUCUCGCAGAGCACAGUAUGGUGGAUGUCUUGGUGACCACAGCUGGAGGUAUAGAGGAGGAUCUGAUCAAAUGUUUGGGACAUAUUUACAUCGGAGACUUCACUCUGCCUGGGAAGGAUCUGUAUAAAAACGGUCUCGACAGGAUUGGCAAUCUUCUGAUGCCUGAUAGGAACUACAUGUUAUUAGAAAAAUGGAUGUUGCCAAUAAUGAAGCAGAUGCUGCUGGAGCAGAACUCUCAGGGUGUGAGUUGGACUCCAUCUAAGAUGAUCCAUCGCUUGGGCAAGGAGAUCAACAACCCAGAAUCUGUCUGCUAUUGGGCCUACAAGAACAACAUUCCAGUGUUCAGCCCUGCCCUAACAGAUGGCGCCAUAGGAGACCUCUUCUACAUGUUCUCGGCUGUGAACCCUGGCUUGAUUUUGGAUAUUGCUGAAGAUAUUUCAAUUAUAAACGACAUUGCUGUGAAUGCCAAUAGCACAGGGAUGAUCAUCCUAGGAGGAGGGUUAGCAAAACACCACACCUGCAAUGCCAAUGCAUGGAGGAAAGGAGCUGAGUUUGCGGUGUAUGUGAACACGGCUCAGGAAUAUGACGGGUGCGACUCAGGGGCCAGACCUGAUGAAGCAGUGUCCUGGGGCAAGAUCACAUUAGAUGCCAAACCUGUCAAGGUGUGUGGAGACGCCACAGUGAUCUUCCCCUUGUUGGUGGCAGAAACCUUUGCUCUUCAAAGACAGACUCCAGUCAAGGAUAAGUUGGAGGUUUAGAACGGUCAUUAGAUGCUAAUUGUGAUAAUUUGCAGUUUGAUAGGUCAGAAUCUGUGAGAAGUGUAUUUUUUGCAACAGUGAAAAAAAAUGUUGGACAGACAAAUAAUGCAGUGUUUAAAUAUGAGAAAAGAACUGGGUCUAGCAUGGAUCCAUGUGGUAUACAUACUUACAAGAUUAAAAGAUUCAAAUAAAUAAAACAACAAUAGCAUUCUGGAGAAUCUUACGUAAAUGUAUUUUGCUGUCAUUAUGUGAUGACACCUUGUUAUGAAACAGAAGUGAAAUAAAAAAAUAAAAAACGUUCCCACGGUU